This is a messenger RNA of Cryptomeria japonica (Japanese cedar), 390 nucleotides long. Its product is annotated as pentatricopeptide repeat-containing protein At2g33760-like. Gene Ontology annotation, molecular function: protein binding; RNA binding. The transcript has a single exon. Gene Ontology annotation, biological process: RNA modification. NCBI's taxonomy places the organism in Eukaryota, Viridiplantae, Streptophyta, Pinopsida, Cupressales, Cupressaceae. The coding region runs from base 1 to 390 and encodes 129 amino acids. The record is from RefSeq and is a predicted model, not a curated record.
AUGGUCUCAUUUAUUGUGAUGAUUGUAGAAUAUGUGCAAAAUAGUGUUCUUGAUGAGGCUUCAAGGGUUUUUGAUGGAAUUCCUCACAUAAAUGUGGUCUCAUGGAAUGCAAUGAUCUCAAGAUAUGCACAGAAUGGGUUUGUUGAAAAGGCCUCAGAGACAUUCAAGAAAAUGCAAUGUGCAGGAUUAAAUCCAAACUCCACAACCUUCAUUAGCAUUAUGCCAGCUUGUGCUAAAAUGGGAGCUAUAGAACAGGGAAUGCACAUUCAUCAAAGCAUAAUUGAAAGUGGACUUGUAUCGAAUAUUGAAGUUGCAAAUGCACUGAUAGACAUGUAUGCAAAAUGUGGAAACAUUCAUAGUGCACACAAUGUGUUUGACAUAAUGCUUUAA